UUGGCUUGGGUGUUCAGAUCCGCCACCGCACCGUCUCCCCCAUCCGCAUCGACAGCGACCGUCCUGGCAUCGGCCAGCUGCUGGUGCCAUGGCCAAGAAGCCGCUGCCCAGUAGCAGCGAUGGGUGUCGUCACGCCGUGCUGCGGACGUAUGCACUCACGACGCGUCUGGCUCAAGGCCUCACCAACCAACAUGCCACAUCUUUGCUUGUAGAUAAGCGCUCCAAUCGCCAUAUUUACAAGAUGACAGCUGUUAAACAAGAGGAGGCAGACACAGCCAGUGAUAUUAGUGGUGGCCAAAUUACCCAUGACGAACCACUGUGUCAGAAGCACAACAAGCCAUUCGAGUAUAUUCAUCGCCCUCGCAAAGCAAGUCAAUCCGAAAGUUCAAAGGCAAGAAAAUCCAUCUAAAGCCUGGAAAGUACAUUCUCUGUGGUAAGAGCUACAUUACUCUUCUCAUUAAAACAACUCUCACAUCAACUGCUAAAUGGUAUAACUUUGUAUAAUUUAACAUAGAUAAGUCUGACAUCCACCACUUAGAUGAGUUUAGUCGCCACAUUGUGUGGGGCAACACAGUUAUGCUCUACAACCAUAAUGUUCAUAGACUGCGAAAGAUCAUCCCAACACCACCACGCCUGAUCGCUACUAUGUGUGCCAC
Messenger RNA from Triticum aestivum (bread wheat), 656 nucleotides. RefSeq lists its product as uncharacterized. NCBI's taxonomy places the organism in Eukaryota, Viridiplantae, Streptophyta, Magnoliopsida, Poales, Poaceae. The transcript is spliced from 4 exons. Bases 89 to 409 code for a protein of 106 amino acids. The record is from RefSeq and is a predicted model, not a curated record.